Molecule: messenger RNA, 3181 nt
Organism: Populus euphratica (Euphrates poplar)
Lineage: Eukaryota; Viridiplantae; Streptophyta; Magnoliopsida; Malpighiales; Salicaceae
Product: zinc finger BED domain-containing protein DAYSLEEPER-like
Exons: 3
Coding region: 268-2928 (886 amino acids)
Molecular function (GO): DNA binding; protein dimerization activity
Source: RefSeq, a predicted model, not a curated record
UCGGAAUCUGUUUAGGCCAUAGCCUACCCCUUGUGAAGAAGGUCCAAUUUAGGGUUUUGUUUGGUUCUUCUAUUUCUUCCUUUUCUUUUCUAAUUUCAAAGCUCCAAGCUUUCAAAAGAAAGCUCUAAACUUUUGCUUUGCAGCUCAUCAAGUAAGCCUCAAAGCCCAUCAUGAUCAUGAUCAUCUUCUUCUUCCUCCGGUGGUAGUUUCUUUUCCUGAAUUGUCUUCCUUCAGUUCAGAUCAGUCAGUCAAGGAUCGAGCCUUAUCAUGGAAGUAGAAGACCCCAUGAGUCCCACUAUGGCGAUUAUCCCUGUGACGCCAACAAUUAACAAUGGGCCACCCACUUCUGAGGAACAGCCUAAUAAACGGAGGAGAAAGAAGUCUAUUGUCUGGGAACACUUCACAAUUGAAACUGUUGGAGCUGGUUGUAUGAGAGCAUGCUGUAAACAGUGCAAGAAAUCAUUUGCAUACAUUACUGGUACAAAGCUUGCAGGAACCAGCCACCUCAAACGACACAUUGCCCUGGGGAUCUGCCCUGUAAGCCGUCAGAAAAAUGAAUCAUCACCAUAUACACCAGGCUCGAAAACAGACCCUCCUAAAAAACGUUUCCGAGCAUCUCCUGGAUUCUCAGGCAUUCCCUUGGAUCAGGACCGCUGCAACCAUGAGAUAGCUAAGAUGAUCAUACAGCAUGAUUAUCCACUCCACAUAGUGGAACACCCUGGUUUCAUUGAUUUUGUCCGGACUCUUCAACCUCAUUACAAUAUGGUGAAUUUUAACACCAUUCAAGGUGAAUGUGUGGCUGUGUACCUGAGGGAGAAGCAAAGCCUCUUGAACCUUAUCGGUGGAAUUCCCGGACGAGUCAAUCUCACAUUGUAUUUGGGGACUUCAAAUCUAGAUAUCGGAUAUGCUUUCUUAACGGGUCACUUUGUUGAUGGUGAUUGGAAUUUACAGCAACGGAUCCUUAAUGUUGUGACAUUACCUUUCUAUGAUUCUGAUUAUGCCUUCAAUGAAGCAAUUGUGUCUUGCCUAUCUGAUUGGCAAUUGGAGAGCAAGUUAUUUACUCUUACCCUCGAUCAAUCCUUCUCAAAUGAGACCGUAAUUGGAAAUCUAAGAGGACUUCUUUCUGUCAAGAACCCAUUUGUGCUCCGUGGUCAAUUACUGAAAGGGAAUUGCUAUGCCCGUGUUUUAAGUUGUCUUGCACAAGAUGCACUCAGUGCCACAGGGGAUAUUGUCAUGAGAAUCCGUGAAAGUGUGAAGUAUGUGAAAACUUCAGAAGCUCAUGAUGAGAAGUUCACUGAACUAAGGCAACAACUUCAAGUCCCUAGCACAAAAGACCUCAUUAUUGAUGAUCAAACUAAAUGGAAUACAACUUACCAAUUGCUGGUGGCUGCCUGUGAAUUGAAAGAAGUAUUUGCUUGCUUAGAUACUUCUGACCCUGUUUACAAGAUAAACCCAUCAAUCGAUGAUUGGCAGAAGGCGGAUAUUCUCUGCACAUACUUGAAGCUUUUAUAUGAUGCAGCUAACAUUUUGACAGGCCCAUCAUACCCUCCUGCCCAUGUAUUUUACCAUGAAGUGUACAAAAUCCAGUUAGAGCUGACAAGUGCAGCCAUGAGCCAUGACCCCUUUGUCAGAAACUUGACCAAACCCUUGAAAGAAAAGUUUGAUCAAUAUUGGAACGAUUGCUUCCUUGUUUUGGCAAUUGCAGUAGUCAUGGAUCCAAGGUUUAAGAUGAAGCUUCUUGAAUUUAGCUUCCCAAAGGUCUUUGGCGAGGAUGCUGGUAUGUGGAUCAAGAGUGUUGAUGAUGGUAUUCAUGAACUUUUGGUAGGAUAUCUUACACCCAAUUUUCAUCUACCGGCAACAGAUGUGGAAGAAGGGCUUGUCAGCAUUCCUCAAUCAGACAAUCUACAAGAAAUUGAAGUAGCACCUGCUCCGGAUGAACACUUUCAAAGACUACCUGCCCAAGAAGUGCACCCUCAAGAAGUACCUCAUCAAGUGGUACACCCUGACAAAGCAACUCCUCAAGAAGUGCCUCUUCAAGAUGGGCACCACCAAGAGGUGUCUCUUCAUGAGUCGCUCCUUCAAGAAGUGCCCUCACAGGUAGUGACCCCUCAAGAGAUGCAUGCUGAAGAAGUGCCUUCCCAAGAAGUAUCAUCUCAUGAGAUAUACACUGAAGUGCCCUCCCAGGAACCACCCUCAGAUGAAAUGCAUCCUCAAGAAGCACCUCAUGAGUCGCACACUGAACAAGUGCCUUCUCAAGAGAUGCAAAGUGAAGAAGUACGCGCUCAAGAGAUGAACAAUGAAGAAAUACACCCUCAAGAUAUUCACACUGAAGAAGUCCUCUCCGAAGAAGUAUCUGCUCAAGAGAUUUGCUCUGAAGAAGUUCCCUCCCAAGAAGUAUCCAUUCAAGAGAUGCAGACAGAAGAAGCGCUGCCUGAAGUGAUGCAGACAGAAGAAGCGCCAUCUCAAGCAAUGCAGACAGAAGAAGUGCAGCCGCAAGAGAUGCAACUCCAAGUAAUCUGUCAGGGGAUGCAGCCUCAAGAAUUACACACUCAAGAUCUACCUAUGCUUUCUAUUGGAGAUGGGCUUUCAGAUUUUGAUAUAUACAUCUCCGAGAUUACAUGUGGGCAACAUUUCAAGUCAGAAUUGGAUCAGUAUCUAGAGGAGUCGCUUCUGCCUCGUGUGCAUGAGUUUGAUGUGUUAGGUUGGUGGAAACUAAACAGACUGAAGUAUCCAACACUUUCCAAGAUGGCCGUUGAUAUUUUAUCGAUACCAGUGUCUACUGUUACUCCUGAUUCAGUGUUUGACACUGAAAACAGAAGGAUAGAUAGCUACAGGAGUUCACUGCGUCCUGUGACACUUGAAGCCCUUAUAUGCGCCAAGGAUUGGCUCCAGCAUGGAUCAUCAUUGUUGUCAUCACCAUCACUGUAGGUUUCCAACGCACCUGUGAAGAAAGAAUUUUAGGAAUCAUGUAGGAACCUGUUUUGCCGUUCAACAGUGUAGGUUUAGGCUUAUGCUAUUGCUCUUUUUUUCUUCUUCUGCCAUAUAAGAUGUUUGAUUAGGAUUUGUUCUGCUUCUUGGUUAUCAGUGAUUACUUCGGAUUAGUGCCUUUUGUCGUUCAUGUGGCCUUGUGCUAAGCUUUGAUAGCACAUGCUAAUAUCAAUACGCAGGCUUCAGUUUCCUU